Ipomoea triloba (trilobed morning glory) is the source of this 1469-nucleotide messenger RNA. RefSeq lists its product as uncharacterized. The coding region runs from base 171 to 1304 and encodes 377 amino acids. The transcript is spliced from 5 exons. The record is from RefSeq and is a predicted model, not a curated record. Lineage: Eukaryota; Viridiplantae; Streptophyta; Magnoliopsida; Solanales; Convolvulaceae.
GUGGUCAAAUUAGUACCAAUUUCAUGACAUAUCGCAAAGGUCCCACCUUUCCGUCUUUUACAGCCUCAUAGGGUCCAAAGGGGGAGACUCAGAUCGGUUUCUCUUACACGUAUGCACUAGAAAGUAGAAUCUCUGGGGAGUUUUUGGAGUGAAUUCUUGGAACUUGGAAGAUGGCAGCAGGAGCGCCCAGGAAAGUUUCAGCUGCUGCAGCCAGGUCUCACACUCGAAAAUCUAAGCAGAAGGGUUCCCUUCUUUCAGGGUUAUUUGGGAAAAUAUUGCUUGUAUCCUUCAUAGGAGUUUUGGCAUAUGCUUACCAGGCAACUAGGCCUCCUCCUCCCAAGAUAUGUGGAUCGCCCGAUGGGCCUCCUAUAACUGCACCGAGAAUAAAACUUAGCGAUGGAAGAUAUUUGGCUUACAAAGAGCACGGUGUGCCCAAAGAUAAAGCCAAGUAUAAGAUCGUGUUUGUCCAUGGAUUUGAUUCUUGCAGGCACAGUGUUGUGAUUGGCAGCGAAUUGGCUCCUGAUGUUAUUGAGAGUUUGGGGAUCUACAUUGUUUCUUUCGAUAGACCUGGUUAUGGAGAGAGUGAUCCUAACCCGAAACGCACUGAGAAGAGCAUAGCCUUUGAUAUCGAGGAGCUUGCUGAUCAGUUGGGACUAGGUUCGAAAUUCUAUGUUGUUGGAUUUUCCAUGGGCGGGCAGGUUGUAUGGACCUGUCUCAAGUAUAUCCCUCAUAGGCUGGCCGGUGCGACUCUUAUAGCACCAGUUGUUAACUACUGGUGGCGUAAUUUUCCUGCAAACUUGUCGAAAGAAGCGUACUACGAGCAACUUCCUCAAGAUCAAUGGACUCUUCGGGUUGUUCACUAUGCUCCAUGGCUUGCGUACUGGUGGAAUACCCAAAAAUACUUUCCUGCUUCUAGCGUUGCAGCUCACAAGCUCGACAUUUUUAAUUCACACGAUCGAGAGCUUCUGUCUAAAGUUGUUUCCUUCGGAAAGGGGCACAUGGGGCAGAUAAGGCAACAAGGUGAAUUUGAGUCUCUCCACCGGGACUUGAUGGUUGGGUUUGGGAGCUGGGAAUUUGACCCGAUGGAUUUGAAGAACCCGUUCCCUAACAACGAAGGCUCUGUUCACCUGUGGCAAGGAGACGAGGAUGGACUUGUGCCUAUUACUCUGCAAAGAUACAUCGCUCAGCAGCUUCCGUGGAUUCAUUACCACGAGCUUCCAGGCGCUGGUCACAUGUUUCCUUUCGCUGAUGGAAUGGCGGGCAAAAUACUGAAGGCACUUUUAGUCGGAGAAAGCGAUCAUUAGGUUUGCAUUGCCCGUUCCAUUUUAUCCUAUUACUUUCUUCGAAAACUCGGUUCUUUUCUUGCAUAGAUCUGUGUUAUAGACAUUAAUUAGAUUUGCUAUGACUUCAGAUGCUCCUUAUGGUAAUAUAGUCAGAAAUGAGUUAUAGACAUUUAUAUGUUUCUUUCA